This is a messenger RNA of Ricinus communis (castor bean), 630 nucleotides long. RefSeq lists its product as uncharacterized. The coding region runs from base 52 to 525 and encodes 157 amino acids. Lineage: Eukaryota; Viridiplantae; Streptophyta; Magnoliopsida; Malpighiales; Euphorbiaceae. The transcript has 2 exons. The record is from RefSeq and is a predicted model, not a curated record.
UUCUUUAUAUACCAGUCUUCUUGUACGCUUCAACAUUAAGAGAGACAUCACAUGGCCAUUACAACUAGUUGCUGCCUCAAUAUGAAUAUCCCUCCUCCAACUAGUGCUUCAAGUCUACCUUCUUCUUCUUCUACUACAAAGCCCACUGCUCAAGCCUCUUGGUUCAAGAAUGAGAAGUGGAGAAGCCAAUGUGUACUAGGCAUGGCCUGCAUGAUAAUUGGACUUGAAAUGGAUAACUUGGUGAAUGAAGAAACUAAUCUUGCUAUGGCCGCAGAGAAUUCCUCAUCGGUUGUAGAAUUAAAGGUGAAACCAAAGACUAGAAGAUGGAGUGAUAAGAGAAUGUGUCCUCCAUGGAGGCUAAAUUCACUAGAAACCAUUGUGCCUGAGAAUCUUCCAAGGCCAUCAGCUCGUCGGAGAUGGGAGGCUACUGGUUAUUCUAAGAUUGAUCCGGCUCCGGCUCCGGCUCCGGCAAGGAAAGUGUCAGUCAAAAGCAUUAUGAUUAUGGAUAAUUGCUUUACCAUGUAAUUAAAGAACGUGUAGCUACUAAUCAUGUAUAUAGAUAAUACAAUAAAUAAUUACUAAGAUCAAUAAUGAUAAUAUUAAAGAAUGAUUAUACACCUUUUUAUUUAA